GCCAGUCACUUCCACUAUCGAAAGAAGAAGGGAUUGGAUUAGAUCAAAUAUAUCACGAAUUCAUCUUGAGAUGGUGUGAGUUUGAUCUGUUUCAAGGUAUAUUCACUGUUUACAAGAUCUUCAAUUUUCAAAGCAUGCAUGAUUAUUUAAGUCAAUUAAGAUAGCAAGACAUUCUAAGUCAUCAGUAGUUGUCAAAUGUUGUAUAGCGAUUAUUUGAAUUUAUUUAAAACUUAUGUUGUUGGUGUGUUUCCAUUUGUGCUAUUUGUAAAUGCUCCUCAUGGAAAACUAGCUCAACCAACGGUUUGGUUCUCUAAAGGCUAUGUACCUGGUCGUCUUGGCUGGAUACUUAUGGAAUUAGUAGCUCCCGUUACUUUUCUAUAUGCGUUACAGCAGAGAAACCAUUCUCUGGCUCCUGGGUUUGUAGGGGAUCUAUCCUUUCAUGAUUUAGACCCAUUUCGUAAAGUAUUGAGUCUUAUGUUUUUGAUUCAUUAUGCCAAUCGUGCUAUUGUGAGUCCACUUAUCUUUGCUCCUCAUGUUUCUCCCAUGCAUUGGACUGUAUUUGUUUCUGCGAUCUUAUUUAACUUUUUGAAUGGAAUGUCCAUCGGUUUAUAUUUGCUUCAAGCCACAGUACAGCGUCAUCCAAUCUCUUUGCCUUGGUUCAUUUUAGGUGGAUGUUUAUGGCUUUUCGGUUGGAUUGGCAAUAUAUAUCAUGACAAUAUACUUUACGACCUUCGACGACCGUCAGUUUCUAAGGACGAGCGAACCAAUUCAACACCUUCGACUAUUCUACCAUCCAAUUCUAGUGAUGAGGAGGUCGUUUCGUCUUUUCAAUCGCACUAUAAGAUUCCUUACGGUGGUCUAUUUACCUAUGUUUCUUGCCCCAAUUAUUUCUGUGAAUGGCUUGAGUGGUUUGGCUGUUAUUUGGCUGCCGGUAUGCAAGCCGAACCCAUUUGGUGGUUUUUUUUGGCUGAGGUUCUUCUAAUGCUUCCACGUGCCUAUAAAAUCCACUCUUGGUACCGUUCCCAUUUCUCGCGGUACCCUCAAGACCGCCUUGCAGUGAUCCCUUUUCUGUUUUAAAGCUCUUACUGCUUGAUGAGUCUCGAUAUUUUUCUUCGUUUUGUAAUUUUAUUUUCUCAUGGUCUGUAACGAUUUGGACAGAAUUACAAUUUUCUUCUUCUUCUUCUUCUUCUUUUUGUUUUUUUUUUUUUUAUUUUUAUUUUUAUUUUUUCAAGUUUCUUGCAAAUCUGUUCUAGACUACUCCCUUUCUCUCCUAGACUGAUUGGAUUAUUGUGUAAGCAUAAAAUCUUUGCAUUCUGGAGGGGAAUAGCUGUUGCUUGUCUUUGCUUUUGCUUUUUUUUUUUUUUUUUUAAAUUCUGGUUUUGGAUUGCUAAAGGAAGCAAAGAUUGCUCUUCAGUACAAGACCUGCGAUAAUCUACGCGAGACAAACCAGAUAUCUCAUAUAUUUUGCAACAGUUUCAAACAACUAUGGCUGCUUUUUGGUAUUCCUUUUCCUUUUCCUUUUCCCUUUUACUUUUAUAUUUAUUUUUUUACAAGCUCUGCUCGAAAAAAAUAUAAAGACAUACCCAUACGUUUUUGAAGCUUCUUUGAUUCUUCUUCAAGUGCUAUGUAUGAUAUGAUGUCUUGACGAUACACAACUGGUUGCAACUCCAGUAUGAGUUUGUUUAAUUUAAGCUAUUUAUUAUGAAUCUUUUAGAUAAUUGUAACCAAAUAUGCAUAUGUAUAUCCAUAAUCUCUACUUAUUGAAUAAGUAGAAGUAUAAGUUAGAACCCAUUUACCGAGAAGCAACAUAGCUUUGAUAAUUAGAGAUACGAGAACAUAGCGUAUUUUCGAAUAAAUUUUAACGUAUCAGAUUUAC
Schizosaccharomyces octosporus yFS286 is the source of this 1876-nucleotide messenger RNA. Its product is annotated as steroid reductase. Gene Ontology annotation, molecular function: 3-oxo-5-alpha-steroid 4-dehydrogenase activity. Gene Ontology annotation, biological process: steroid metabolic process. The transcript has a single exon. The record is from RefSeq and is a predicted model, not a curated record. Gene Ontology annotation, cellular component: membrane. Lineage: Eukaryota; Fungi; Ascomycota; Schizosaccharomycetes; Schizosaccharomycetales; Schizosaccharomycetaceae. Bases 196 to 1077 code for a protein of 293 amino acids.